This is a messenger RNA of Hyaena hyaena (striped hyena), 634 nucleotides long. RefSeq names its product CFAP97 domain containing 1 (gene CFAP97D1). Lineage: Eukaryota; Metazoa; Chordata; Mammalia; Carnivora; Hyaenidae. The coding region runs from base 77 to 571 and encodes 164 amino acids. The transcript is spliced from 6 exons. The record is from RefSeq and is a predicted model, not a curated record. Gene Ontology annotation, biological process: sperm axoneme assembly.
CGUGUCAUGGGGACAGCUGAGGACCUCACAGAGGAGCCUGAGUGCCUCAUUUCUGAAGUGAGACUAGGAAGAGAAGAUGAACAAUUCCCUGGAUUAUCUAGCCUACCCCGUAAUCGUCUCUAAUCACAGGCAGAGCACAACCUUCAGGAAGAAACUGGACUUUGGCCACUACAUAUGUCACAAGAAUAGAAUACAAAUAGUGAAGCCUGCUGUUGAUACCAAACCCCCCGUGGCGCACACACAUCACAUUUUAAAACUGAGCAAACUCCAGGGCGAACAAAACCGAAUCGACAAAAUCGAAUACGAAAACAAGCAACUGUGUCAGAAAAUCGCAAACGCCCAUCGUGGCCCUGCCAAGGUGGAUUGCUGGAACGAAUAUUUUUCCAAGAGCUUAAACAGAGAAACAAGAAACCGGGAGCUAGUGAGAAUCACCAUGGAAAACCAGGGCAUUCUGAAGAGGCUUGGUGAUCGAAAACCACAUUACGACCACAGGUCAUCGGAGAUAGACUGGCAGAAUUCAAGGCGCUAUAUCAGAAAUACAACAAAAUAUCUUCUCUCCCGAGAUGAAUAGGUCACUCACCAUGGGAAAGAUACAAGAGAAAGCCCUAGGAUUUCUUAGCUGCUUAGAAUCUCA